AUGACACUCCAGCCACACGAGACUGCGCCAAUCGCGCCUCAGUCCUCUCUAUCUUUUACCCAGGGUUUUCUGCUCGGUCAGCUCUCCGUCGUCCUACUCAUUGGUGCCUUCAUCAAGUUCUUCAUCUUUGGCGAAGCCCCGCCACCUCCCUCGCGCGGACUCUCGAAUCGCACAACCCACCGCCGCAACAGCUCCGUGUAUAAUCCCCCUCAAGAUGGCCAGAAGACCCUACGAGAAAAACCAUCCACCUCCAAUGUUCUACGCCCGGUCCCUGCCUCGGCCACCAAUACCCGCUCUAUCCUUCGUAAGACCUAUUACAGCGCCAUCCCAACCAACCCCUCCUCCAAACAUGGCAGGCAUCGGCUGCACCACUCAUCCCACCAGCCGGAGUCGCUGGACUGGUUCAAUGUCUUGAUUGCUCAGACAAUUGCUCAAUACAGGCAGACGGCAUACACACUCAAGGAUUCGCCAACAUCCUCGAUUCUGAGCUCCUUGACAGCGGCGAUGAACAACCCUGAAAAGAAACCCUCUUUCAUAGACAAGAUCACUGUGACGGAUAUCUCACUAGGAGAAGAGUUCCCAAUUUUCAGCAAUUGCCGUAUCAUUGCCGUCGAUGACCCCAAUUCCGACGGUGGCAGAUUGCAGGCCCUAUUAGAUGUUGAUCUUAGCGAUGACAACCUCUCCAUCGCGGUCGAAACUUCCAUGGUUCUCAACUACCCCAAGCCGCGCUCCGCCAUCCUUCCAGUGGCGCUAUCGGUCUCGGUUGUCAGAUUCUCGGGCACACUGUGCAUUUCCCUGAUUCCGGCGCAAACCGACCCGCUACACACUCCAGCUACAUCGCCGACACCACCGGCCGAGACUGGUCCCAAUAGCCAAGACCCGGCCCUUGGCUCCCCAGGCGCUGAGUCACAAGACAAGCCGCCUAAAAGCAGCCCUAAAAGCAAUGUCGCAUUCUCAUUCCUUCCAGAUUACAGGUUAGACCUUUCAGUCCGUUCUCUCAUUGGAUCCCGCAGCAGACUCCAGGAUGUACCGAAGGUCGCCCAGCUAGUUGAAGCGCGCGUACACGCAUGGUUUGAAGAGCGUGUUGUCGAACCCAGGGUCCAAGUGGUAGGACUCCCGGACCUAUGGCCACGCAUGGGUCGAACCGGCGUGCGUCCUGGUGAGGACUCAGAUGCCGGGUCCACAGCACCACCGCGAAGUGCCGGCUCUACCGAAGCUGGCGGACCGAUUCGAUUCACUGAUGACCGUGAGCAGGAGGGCUUACGUUUCCGCGGUGGAUUAGAUGCUCGGCUAGGUCUAGGAGGGCUCAGAGCUGGGUCGCGCAGCAGCAGUUUUAACUUGGAUGUGGGUGGUCUGCGCAGUCCCAGUCUGACACGACAAGACAGUGCCAGUGGGUUUAGUGACCAAUUGCAUAUCCCUGGUGCCUUGCCGGACCGAGUCGCGACGCCUACGGAAUGA
Penicillium maclennaniae is the source of this 1458-nucleotide messenger RNA. RefSeq names its product ERMES complex subunit MMM1 (gene mmm1). Bases 1 to 1458 code for a protein of 485 amino acids. Gene Ontology annotation, molecular function: lipid binding. The transcript is spliced from 3 exons. The record is from RefSeq and is a predicted model, not a curated record. Gene Ontology annotation, cellular component: ERMES complex; endoplasmic reticulum. Lineage: Eukaryota; Fungi; Ascomycota; Eurotiomycetes; Eurotiales; Aspergillaceae. Gene Ontology annotation, biological process: mitochondrion organization; phospholipid transport.